Necator americanus (New World hookworm) is the source of this 1089-nucleotide messenger RNA. RefSeq lists its product as uncharacterized. The transcript is spliced from 11 exons. The record is from RefSeq and is a predicted model, not a curated record. Gene Ontology annotation, molecular function: chitinase activity; chitin binding. Gene Ontology annotation, cellular component: extracellular region. Lineage: Eukaryota; Metazoa; Nematoda; Chromadorea; Rhabditida; Ancylostomatidae. The coding region runs from base 1 to 1089 and encodes 362 amino acids. Gene Ontology annotation, biological process: chitin catabolic process; carbohydrate metabolic process.
AUGAUGCCCUCUCCUCAACUUGUGCUACUUCUCGCUCACGCUGUCACGGGAAAUUACCUUCUGACCUGCUACUACAACUGGAAUCAGCCUCCACUUAAAGACGUCGACGUUUCGCUAUGCACACACAUCAUUCUGAUCGGACAGCUCACACUGGACGAAUUGGGUCAGCUGCAGAUUCCGUCGGACGCCACCUCACAAGAAUUUUCUCGGCUUAAGAAACAACGAAAAGAUCUCAAACUGUUAAUGUGUCUCACGGGUUCGAACAGAUCGUUCACGAAGCUCGUUUCCUCUCCCGAUCGUAUCUCCAGACUCGUCAGUGAGUCAUCUAACUACCUCAAGAAGUUCGACUUUGACGGAAUUGACCUCGACUGGGAAUUCCCUACGUGGAGUUCGGAUGCGCAUAAAAGCGACAGAGCAAGGUUUCCGUUACUACUGAAGGCGCUCCGGGAAAAAUAUGGUGCAUCGCUCCUCAUUACGUUAGCAGUGGCGGGACCACCGACUAUAACCAGAGUCGCCUACGACGUCACUUCAUUUAACAGGUAUGCAGAUCUAGUGCAGGUGAUGAAUUACGACUACCACAUUUUCUCUUACUUCCAUCCGUUUGUCGGCUUCAACGCGCCAUUAAGAAAGUUGAAGGGCGAACUUGGAGAUAUUGGACAAAUGAACUCGGAGGCCGCUAUGGCUAUGUAUAGAAAGCUGGGGUUAUGGGCCAACAAGACAGUUUUCGGCAUACCAACAUACGGGCGAGGUUUUCGACUGGUGAAUUGGAAAAUAAACAAACCGUAUGCUCCAGCGACGGCUGCCGUGAAUGCCUAUUCAAAUCUCGAGGCGUUAUGCAAGCUACUUGUCGAUCGAUAUCAUUACACCUACGUCUGGAACGAACAAACAGCUUCUCCUUAUGUUUACGGGGUCGAUAAAUUGUGGGACAGCUUUGAAGAUACUCGAAGUGUAAAGGCGAAGGCACGAUAUGCAAAGAACCUCAACAUUGCUGGUGUGAUGGUCUACCAUAUAGGAUCUGACGAUGUCUACGACACCUGUGGGAACGGAACAUAUCCCUUAAUCCGCGCGAUCAGACAAGAGAUCCAAUAA